ACAUACUGACAGACUGACAGACUGACAGACAGACAGACAGACAGACAGACAGACAGACAGACUGACAGACCCAUCCACCCACGUCAUCUGUGUCUUCCCCCCACUUGGUUUAGUGCCUGCCUAGUUAGGUGUCCACUAUCUAGUUAGGUGUCCACUAUCUAGUUAGGUGUCCAGUAUCUAGUUAGGUGUCCAGUAUCUAGUUAGGUGUCCACUAUCUAGUUAGGUGUCCAGUAUCUAGUUAGGUGUCCAGUAUCUAGUUAGGUGUCCACUAUCUAGUUAGGUGUCCAGUAUCUAGUUAGGUGUCCAGUAUCUAGUUAGGUGUCCAGUAUCUAGUUAGGUGUCCAGUAUCUAGUUAGGUGUCCACUAUCUAGUUAGGUGUCCAGUAUCUAGUUAGGUGUCCAGUAUCUAGUUAGGUGUCCAGUAUCUAGUUAGGUGUCCAGUCUCUGCUGCUCCAGUCUCUGCAGCCCACCCAGGCCCCUCCAGACCAGGCUUCCUCAGGUCCAGGUAUCCCUGCCAGGCCUACUGCCCAGAACCUGCUGAUUCAGCCAUACUAACCCAGUCACCUCCAGCCUUCGCGGCCUCCACUCCUCCAGCCAGGUAGGUCUGCCAGCCCAGUGCUCUAGACUUGCUGCUCCUCCCAGGCUCUUCCAGUCCAGGUCCAGCUAUCACUGCCCGGCCCGGCCCGGCCAUGGUUCUGUGUGAGGACAGGGAGUGUGGGGUGUGUUAUCAGCCCUACUCCCGUCAGGAGCGGAUCCCCCGGGUGCUCCACUGCAGACACACCUUCUGUGCCACCUGCUUAGAGACCAUGUCGCAGCCCAAGAGUGGCAUGCUCACCGUGUGCUGCCCGCUGUGCCGCCAGACCACCUGUGUAGGGCGCGGCCUUAGCCUUCAGGAGGCGCUGUGGGUCAACUCACGCCUCUGGGACUACAUACCUGAGAGCAAAGAAGAGGAGGAGGAGGAGGUGAAGGAAGAAGAGGAGGAGGAGGAGGUGAAGGAAGAAGAGGAGGAGGAGGAGAGGGUGGAGGCUAACAGACAGACACAGGCCUCCUCACAGGCAGAAUGGCCUACGUCGAAGCUCUCUAGAAAAAAGCUGAAAUUGCCGGCCUUCCUCAGGAAAUUCAGUCUGACAAAACCACAGCAUCAAGAGAGGAUUGUGCCUGGUUGUGCCAAUGUGAAGAUUACAUCCUGGCGCAGGCUUCCAACUGCCGAGACUUUUUAGGUCUCUCAUGCACUAGACACAGGGGUGUACUGUAUCAACAGAGGAGGGUCUACAGUUCCUCUCAGAUGUAAUAAUAUGCAUUUUAUUUUUUAUUUUUUUAAACAAUGAGGCGUAGAUUACCAGUUGACCCCCCCCGACAGUCAACCCCGUUAGAACAGCUCAGAGACAGUUAGGCCUGCGUCCCAAACCCCACCCUAUCCCCUAUG
Molecule: messenger RNA, 1425 nt
Organism: Coregonus clupeaformis (lake whitefish)
Lineage: Eukaryota; Metazoa; Chordata; Actinopteri; Salmoniformes; Salmonidae
Exons: 3
Coding region: 689-1219 (176 amino acids)
Biological process (GO): protein ubiquitination
Molecular function (GO): ubiquitin protein ligase activity
Source: RefSeq, a predicted model, not a curated record